This is a messenger RNA of Vigna radiata var. radiata (mung bean), 1125 nucleotides long. Its product is annotated as probable pectate lyase 16. Gene Ontology annotation, molecular function: pectate lyase activity. The record is from RefSeq and is a predicted model, not a curated record. Bases 58 to 1125 code for a protein of 355 amino acids. The transcript is spliced from 4 exons. Lineage: Eukaryota; Viridiplantae; Streptophyta; Magnoliopsida; Fabales; Fabaceae.
UUCUUUUUCAUUUCACGUCUUAGUUUAGCAAAGCAAUCAAAGAUAAAUGGUUUGAAAAUGAAUGUUAUUGAUCGAUGUUGGAGGCCAAAUCAUGAAUGGAGGAGACAUCGAUCUCAGUUAGCCACAUGUUCUAUGGGUUAUGCCGGUAAGAUGAUAAAUAACAUUGGUAAUGACCUUAUUCGUUAUAAAGUUACUGACUCUAGUGAUGAUCCUAUAAACCCAAAACCCAACACCUUGAGAUAUGGAACUUCUAUUAUUAAAGGUAAAGUAUGGAUCACAUUCCAGAAAGACAUGCUCAUUACAUUAGAGAAACCACUUCUCAUUAGUAGUUUUACUACUAUCGAUGGUCGAGGUGUUAAUGUCCACAUUGCUAAUAAUGCAUGUUUAAUGAUCUUUAAGGCAACCAACAUAAUUAUCCAUAACAUUCAAGUUCAUCAUUGUAAACCCAAACCCCCUGGGAUCGUUAUGGGGCCCGAAGGAAAAGUGAUUCCUUUAGGUCAUGUAGACGGAGAUGCAAUAAGAUUGGUUACUGCUUCAAAGAUUUGGAUUGACCAUAAUACAUUGUAUGAUUGUCAAGACGGUUUGCUAGAUGUAACACGAGGUUCCACUAAUGUGACUAUCUCCAAUAAUUGGUUCAAAAACCAAGAUAAAGUCAUGCUUCUUGGACAUGAUGAUGGAUACGUGAGAGACAAAUAUAUGAAGGUUACAUUAUUGUACAACCAUUUUGGACCUAAUUGUAAUCAACGUAUGCCAAGGAUUCGUCAUGGAUAUGCGCAUGUAGCCAAUAAUCUUUAUCAAGGAUGGCUUCAGUAUGCCAUUGGUGGAAGCAUGGAACCAAGCCUCAAAAGUGAAGCUAAUCUCUUUGUAGCACCAACAAUAGGAAAUAAGGAGGUGGCAUGGAUAAAAAAGGAUGAUAAAAGUGGAGAUAGAUUGGAUUUUCAUUCAGUAAAUGAUAUGUUUGAAAAUGGAGCUUCAUUCACUAUAACAAAAGGAGAACGUGUGCAAAAACCAAAUUAUAGCAAGGAACAAAAUUUUGAAGUUGUUGAUGCCAAAUUUGUAAGAUCAUUGACACGCUCAUCGGGCGUGUUACGACUUAAUAAAAAUCCAAAUAUACUAAUUAACUAA